AUGAUUUUGAGAUCCUAUAUAAGGCUGGAAAAAAAUAACCGGGUGGCUGAUGCUUUGUCCUGCAAAGGAGAAUGGGAUGAGGAGGAAAGGGAGUUGAGAAUGAUAACUAGACCAUACUGGCAGGAUUUCCAAGAAGUGCUGAAGGAGGUAGAGGAGGAUGAGAUGCUGAAGAGGGAUGGGGCUGAGUUCUCUAGGGAUGUUCUGGAUGAACGUGCCAAGAAAGCAGAAGCUUGGCAUCGUGAUUCUGCAGUUCGUGCGCGGUACACUAAGCCCUCACCACCAAUCACAUGUGCCACUUUUGCCCAAGAUGUGCUAGAAGGAAGAGCAAAGGCUUCACAAGCACACGAUCACAAGCACCAACCACUGAUAUUUGGACCUGCCAGCCUUGUGAAUGGAAGCUUAACAACAGAGAGAGAAAGAAUGGCAGCUCAGGUCUUCCAACCUAGUCAUAGGAUGCCAACUAUGAGCAUUGAGGAAGCUGGACUAAAAGAAAUGGAAAUAAUGAAUAAAUGGCAAGAGAGAAAUGUCAAACUCAUGGAAGAAGCCAAUUCAUCUUGGCACAAUGAUAGGAAGUCAAAGCCUGGAGAAGAUGAUGAUGAUGAAGAUGACGAUGCAGCACAAGAGAAAGCAAGGGCUUGGGAUGACUGGAAGGAUGAUAAUCCACGAGGUGCAGGAAAUAAGAAACUUACCCCUUGUGGGUAAACUGAGUUCUUCCCUGUCUUGAGAGUAAAUGGGGUUGGGAUAAAUGUUUUUGGACGAAAUCUCGUAAUCUACAGUUAAUAUACUCACAACUUGUAGUUGAUAUACUCGUAAUUAGAUUGUGCAAGAUUUUACGUGGACCAUGAUUUCAUUUGAUUAUAUGUGCAUAUUCUAGGAGUGCAACUAUGGUCUUACUC
Vigna umbellata (rice bean) is the source of this 896-nucleotide messenger RNA. NCBI's taxonomy places the organism in Eukaryota, Viridiplantae, Streptophyta, Magnoliopsida, Fabales, Fabaceae. The record is from RefSeq and is a predicted model, not a curated record.